AUGACCAAGCUGUUGUUCCUGGAUGAUGCAUAUAUGCAGCAAACCGACGCGGUCGUGACCGGGGUUUCGGACGACGGUGGGGUGAUUUUGGAUCAAACGGUAUUUUACGCCGGCGGUGGCGGUCAACCGUGCGAUACGGGAACCCUGACGGAUCUCGCGACGGGAAAUUCGUGCGCCGUUACCAAAGUUGGCCGGGUGAGUGGGUCGGUGGUUCACACGGUGCCAGGUGAACCAGCCUUGACGGUAGGAACAACCGUACGCGCUGCUAUAGAUUGGGACCGGCGCUACCAACUGAUGCGCACGCACACCGCGCUGCAUAUCCUUUGCGGAGUGGUAUGGCGUGAUUACGGCGCCCUGGUAACCGGCGGCGAUAUGCGCCCGGGGGCCGCUCGCAUGGAUUUCGAACUCGAAAAUAUGUCCGCCGAAUUCGCUCACGAAAUAGAGACGACCAUAAACCUGGAAGUUGCUCAGGAGAGGGAUAUCAACGUUGACUACCUCCAUAGAUCUGCCGCCGAUGCUCACCCCGACCUGAUCCGCACCAAAGUAAACCUGCUCCCGCCGGCUAUCUCCGAAGUUCGCACUAUCGAUAUAACGGGACUUGACCUUCAGGCCGACGGUGGCACCCACGUCCGCAACACUCGCGAGGUGGGUCGUAUACGGGUGGUUGGACACGAGAGCAAGGGGCGAAUAAACAAGAGAUUGCGAAUCGAGCUGGAAGAGGGGAAAUAG
This is a messenger RNA of Geodia barretti, 729 nucleotides long. The record is from the annotation of a GenBank genome assembly. NCBI's taxonomy places the organism in Eukaryota, Metazoa, Porifera, Demospongiae, Tetractinellida, Geodiidae.